Trachemys scripta elegans is the source of this 2351-nucleotide messenger RNA. RefSeq names its product serine palmitoyltransferase long chain base subunit 2 (gene SPTLC2). The coding region runs from base 96 to 1772 and encodes 558 amino acids. Gene Ontology annotation, molecular function: pyridoxal phosphate binding; serine C-palmitoyltransferase activity. Lineage: Eukaryota; Metazoa; Chordata; Testudines; Emydidae. Gene Ontology annotation, biological process: sphingosine biosynthetic process; ceramide biosynthetic process. Gene Ontology annotation, cellular component: serine palmitoyltransferase complex. The record is from RefSeq and is a predicted model, not a curated record. The transcript has 12 exons.
CGCGAACACGUGUGAUUGGCAGUCGGGUCGGGCUGGGUUUCCGCUGCCGGGCGGGGGUGGUGGCGGACCCCAAGCGGCCCGAGGGAGCCGGCAGGAUGGAGCGGCCGGAGCAGGGCCUCGGGGAACCGGACUCCCACCCCCGCGCCAACGGCUGCAGCCUGACGGGAUACGGGGCGCUACGGAACGGAUACGUGCGGGGCCUGCCCGAGACCGAGAUUCAUCACAUUGCCCACAAUGGAGGAUUAUAUAAAAGACCCUUUAAUGAAGCUUUUGAGGAAACACCAAUGCUGGUUGCUGUGCUGACGUACGUGGGUUACGGUGUCCUCACCCUUUUUGGAUAUCUGCGAGACUUUCUGCGACAGUGGAAGAUUGAGAAGUGUAACCAUGCAUCAGAGAGAGAGGAACAGAAGGACUUUGUCCCAUUGUAUCAGGACUUCGAAAACUUCUACACAAGGAACCUCUACAUGCGCAUUCGAGACAGCUGGAACAGACCAAUCUGCAGUGUGCCUGGGGCCAAAGUGGACAUGAUGGAGAGACUUUCCCAUGACUACAAUUGGACAUUUACGUACACAGGGAGAGUGAUAAAAGACGUUAUUAACAUGGGUUCCUACAACUAUCUUGGAUUUGCUCAGAACACUGGAAUUUGCAAAGAAGCAGCAGCUAAAGUACUGACACAGUAUGGAGCUGGGGUAUGCAGCACUAGGCAGGAAAUGGGAAAUCUGGACAAGCAUGAGGAGCUGGAAAAACUAGUGGCCAGGUUCCUGGGUGUGGAGGCUGCAAUGACGUAUGGGAUGGGGUUUUCAACCAACUCAAUGAACAUUCCUGCUUUAGUUGGCAAGGGCUGUCUGAUACUGAGCGAUGAGCUGAAUCAUGCAUCAUUAGUGCUUGGAGCAAGACUGUCAGGAGCAACUAUUCGAAUCUUCAAGCACAACAAUAUGCAGAGCCUGGAGAAACUGCUCAGAGAUGCCAUUGUACAUGGGCAACCUCGCACCCGCAGGCCCUGGAAAAAAAUCCUCAUUCUGGUGGAGGGAAUUUACAGCAUGGAGGGUUCCAUAGUCCGCCUGCCUGAAGUGAUUGCCCUCAAGAAGAAGUACAAGUCAUACCUGUACCUGGACGAGGCUCACAGUAUAGGUGCCCUGGGUCUCACUGGCCGGGGUGUGGUGGAGUAUUUUGGACUUAACCCUGAGGAUGUUGAUGUUAUGAUGGGAACGUUCACCAAGAGCUUUGGAGCUGCUGGAGGAUACAUCGGAGGCAAGAAGGAGCUGAUUGACUACCUCCGUACCCAUUCUCAUAGUGCAGUGUAUGCCACGUCACUGUCACCACCUGUUAUGGAGCAAAUCCUCACCUCCAUGAAGUGCAUUAUGGGUGAAGAUGGCACAACUUUUGGCAAGGAAUGUGUGCAGCAGUUGGCAGAGAACACCAGGUAUUUCAGGAGGCGGCUGAAGGAGAUGGGCUUUAUCAUCUAUGGAAACGAAGAUUCCCCGGUUGUUCCUUUGAUGCUGUACAUGCCAGCAAAAAUUGGUGCAUUUGGGCGAGAGAUGCUGAAGCGAAACAUUGGUGUCGUGGUUGUGGGUUUCCCUGCCACCCCAAUCAUCGAAUCCAGAGCCAGAUUCUGUGUGUCUGCAGCUCAUACCAAAGAGAUACUUGAUAUUGUUUUAAAGGAAUUAGAUGAAGUUGCGGACCUCUUGCAACUGAAGUAUUCUCGUCACCGGUUGGUGCCUCUCUUGGACCGGCCUUUUGAUGAGACUACAUAUGAAGAAACAGAAGACUGAACUCCCUCCACAUGCCUUGGGGCACUCCCACGAGAUACUCUGUGGCGCACAGGCCACGCGGUCCUUGAACCACACACUUCUGACUGCUUAGCAUAAAAAGGACAUUUUUUCACAAUGCUGAAGUAGCCACAUCAUCUCUAAAUGGCAUUUUGUAAAUAGUAAAACAGCUUUGAUUCUUGUCUCUUCAGGGUAGGACCCUAGAGAGAUGCUUGACUUUUUUUUCUUGUUGCUUUUUUAAUUAUUUAUUUGUCACCGUGAAAUCACAGUGACCCUAGUUGGCACAGAUGCCCCAUAUACACUACUAGUCUCAGGAGUGCCAGCUGAAAUGUCGUGUCUGCAGCACGGCACUGUUGUGGCAGUACUUCCAAUUUCACUGUUAGGCAUCUAACUUUGCCAGGGAGUGAUGGGCUGGCCAGUUUGUUCAAUGAAGACCUCCUAGAGAAACUGUUGAUAACUUGUUUAUUCUUUUAACAAGAUCGAUAAUCAACCAAAGCUGCUUUUCCUUUUGCAUUUACUUAUGUCUAAAAGCUGAGUUGUCUUUUUUUAAAUAAUAAACCUGUUGCUGACAUGUCACUGACA